Molecule: messenger RNA, 465 nt
Organism: Camellia sinensis
Lineage: Eukaryota; Viridiplantae; Streptophyta; Magnoliopsida; Ericales; Theaceae
Source: RefSeq, a predicted model, not a curated record
AUGGAGGAGAUGAUGCGUCAGCUCCAAGAGACUAUGCAAGCCAAGCAGCGGGAUGCUGCCUGCCAGGCAGAGUUUGCCACACGUCAGGCUGAGGUUGUAGCCCAGCAAACAGAGUUGAUUGCCAGACUUCAACAACAACAACAACCGCAACAAGCCGGAGCAUCUGCUCCGCAUCCACUCCCACCCCCACCACCACCACCAAGAGUUCCAACACUCAGGGAUACUGCAAACGUCCAGAAAGAUACGAAUGCCCCAACAAGGCAAACCCCGCAACCAGUUCUACCGCAGAUUUCAAUGACACCGGCCUUCUCAACAGAUACACCAUUUGAAUCUAAGAUGGACCCGACCGCUCUGAAGGUCAGUAAGCUUGAAAAGCUAUUCAAGAGGGCUCAAGGUGUGAAUUCCAUUCUGGACAUAGAGGAUGGAUACACCGAUUCGGCGGUGACUUUGCCGGACCAGUUUUAG